AUCUGAUUAAGAGAAGAAAUCAUUUUCCUGUUGGCGUGACCCCUACUUAAAUUACGUGGUGUUAUCUACAGAAACAUGAGAGUAAAAUAUGUAUAAAAUAUUUUAUUUGUGGGUAGAUAUAAAUAUUACGUUGUUAUUUGUUAAUGAGGGCACCUGUUAACCUAAGUGGAUAGUAAUUAGUGCUAAUGCGUCGGAUUGUUGAUUGAUACUUGAAUUCAUUAUUUCAUUACGACGCAAAAUGAAGCUGGAUGUAUUUUCUUUGGUUGUGAUAUUUAUUUCUCUUCAGAUAAUAUUGAUAAAUGGUCAGUUCACAUGCUAUCGAAAAUUUCUCAAAAAGAGAGAGCUGUGUAAAGGACCAGUCAAAAAGAGGACACACAAGUUUGAUACUCCCGAAAAAUGUUGUCAAACAAAAGGACAAGGAUUUUACAGUGUGAGGGUACCAACAGGAAAGAAGAACAAGUAUGUUUGUACACCUUGUAGAUCACUUAUUACCACAACUCCAAAAACAACUACAGAAAGCCCGGAAUGGGGGCAUUGGAGUGCAUGCAGCGUGUCUUGUGGAGCAGGCUGGAGGUCCAGAUAUAAGCUCUGUACUAACUGUGAUAUGAACCACUUUAACAACGUCCAGUCACAACCAUGCCUAGAAAACUUUUACUGUGCAGUGGAUGGAAACUGGGGUCCAUGGUUCGGUUGGUCUCCUUGCUCGGAUUCAUGCGGUGGUGGAACCCGCAGACGAGAGAGGAGAUGUAAUUACCCUCCACCGACACAUGGGGGGAAAGAUUGUCCCGGAAAGAGUGAAAGGGUACAGGAAUGUAAUGAAGAUGAAUGUCCAGAGGAUGGUAACUGGGGACCAUGGUCCAGUUUUUCUACAUGCAGUGUGACAUGUGGAUUUGGUAUGAUGACAAAGACACGAGAGUGUAAUAAUCCAGCACCAGUCAAUGGUGGCAAAGAUUGUAGUGGAUUUCCUGUCCAUCAACAGAGAUGUAACCAUAGGCAAUGCCCACAACAUGGAGGGUGGUCUCUUUGGUCAUCCUGGAGCUCAUGUCCCGUCUCAUGUGGGGAAGGAGAACGGAUCAGAAAACGGACAUGUGACAGUCCUAAACCAUUGUUUGGUGGGAACGAUUGUGAAGGUUCCGAUACCGACCAGCAGAUUUGUAGACUUCCGAUAGUUUGUCCAAUCGAUGGGGGUUGGGUGUCAUGGACUAACUGGGGGAGAUGUUAUGGGCCACCAUGUGGAAAAGGACAACAUAGAAGAUCCCGUAGUUGUACCCAACCUGUGGCCAAACAUGGCGGAAGACCGUGUCGUGGCUUCAGAUCAGAAACAAGAGUCUGUGUAAAUGACAAGGACUGUCCUGGAGCUAAUGAUCCACAGUGGUGUCAGUGGAAUGAUUGGUCUCCAUGUACAGCCACAUGUACUGGUCUAAAUUCAAUGCAGGUACGACAGAGGGCCUGCUUAUGUCCAGUCCCAAAACAAGGACAAGAAAGCUGUCAAGGAGAGAGCUUCCAAGUAAGAGAAUGUAUUAAUGUCCCAUCAUGUAUGCCAGCAGUUGUAUCAAAUCAAGAAAAAAAUGUUGGCAGUGAAAAUGAAGAAAGUUUAAACAGUACUAUUUCAACAUCAGUUAUUCCAGAAGUAGUAUUAGAUGAAGAAUCUCCCUAGACAAGAGCUGAAGAUAAGGUUCAUUAUCUACAAAUGUGUUCACUGUAAUGUUAACAAUCUGUUAACUUUAAGGAGUAAUUAUUCAUUAUGUGUUGUGACAUAGAUUUUCUUAUAAACAUGUUUGUAAAAAAUAGUUGUUUUGUAUAUCCUGUAAAUAUUUAUGCUGUUUAUAUAAAUAUGAUUGUUGUACAGUUUCAUAUCUAUUUGUUUUUAUAAAACUGUAAAUAAAAAAAGGAAUAUCUGUUUUA
This is a messenger RNA of Mytilus californianus (California mussel), 1905 nucleotides long. Its product is annotated as properdin-like. The record is from RefSeq and is a predicted model, not a curated record. NCBI's taxonomy places the organism in Eukaryota, Metazoa, Mollusca, Bivalvia, Mytilida, Mytilidae. The coding region runs from base 239 to 1657 and encodes 472 amino acids. The transcript is spliced from 12 exons.